Messenger RNA from Hyposmocoma kahamanoa, 1673 nucleotides. RefSeq names its product protein phosphatase inhibitor 2-like. NCBI's taxonomy places the organism in Eukaryota, Metazoa, Arthropoda, Insecta, Lepidoptera, Cosmopterigidae. The record is from RefSeq and is a predicted model, not a curated record. The transcript is spliced from 2 exons. Gene Ontology annotation, molecular function: protein phosphatase inhibitor activity. The coding region runs from base 61 to 540 and encodes 159 amino acids. Gene Ontology annotation, biological process: regulation of signal transduction.
AUUCAGGAAUUCGAGAAGAAACUCCUAUAAUUUAUACAAUGCAGUAGUGAAUGGAUCACUAUGGCACAGAAUUUACAAAAGAAGCCGUCGAAAGGUAUCCUGAAGACAUCGAGAAGUGUGGACACCCAAGAUGGGACGCCUUCAUCAAGCAAACGUGCUAAAGAACAGCGCUUCGAUGAGAUUAAUAUUAUGGAGACAUUUCACCCAGCGAAUAAGGACUACGGACAUAUGAAGAUCGAUGAACCGAAGACGCCAUACUCGGAACCGGUGGAAGGCGAUACAGAGGCGUCAGAUGAGCUGGAUGCAAACGUCCUAGCAGCAAAAUUGGCCGCCAGUAUGAACCAGCCUCCCAAAUGUAUGGAUAUAUGCGAGCAUGACGACGACGAAGACGAAGAGACGCGCCAGAAGAGGCUGGAGUUCGAGAAGAAGAGGAAAAUGCACUACAAUGAGUUUCAGGCACUGCAGCUGGCAAGGCAGCUGAUGGCCCAAGAAGAGGACGAAGAUGACGACGAAGAAGAUGCCAAGAAGACGUCCAAAUGACUGAUGUCGCUCUCUAUAUAGACUGCUCCUCGCUGACCACAAUGGGACACGUGUCGACUUACCCAAACUUUCGGAAAUAAAAAAAAAAAUUAAAGAAAAAAUCUUUGCAAUUUUCAAGAUUCUGGCAUGUAAUAUUUUAAUACCAUUUUUAUUCACUAUAGUAUUAGAUUAGUAACCGCAGUUACUUAUCAUAUUAUUUUUGUGGCAGAGUUAAAAUAGCUUUUAUGCGCCCUAAUUCUAAUAGUAAAUAUUGAAAUAUGUUGACAAAAUUUUAAAGCAAUUUUUGAUAAUGGGUAAUACACACAGAAUGUAAGUCCUUUAAACUUAAUGUGUCUUGUAAGUCUAUAUAUAUAAUGAGAGUAUUAUCAUCAGCAAAGCGAAACUUAGACAGGAUUAAUGGAACAUUUAUACUGCUUGGGGGAAACUUUCACCAUGAAUGUGCUGCAUCAUAUCAUGGAAAUGUAGGCCAUCGACACACUCAUAUCUAUGUGCUAUAGUAUACGUAUAUACGGGCAAAGAAAUACUCGUACAGACGGCAGCAUAUUAAGCUACACAUUGACGGAUGUUAUUCCGUUACUCUGGAAGAGAUAUUCAAACAAAAGUGUAUAGUUUGAUGUGUUGUUGACUGUACAUAGAUAUGAUAUCGCAUCCUCAAUAAUGAAGUGGCAUAAUUCGAAAAGUAAUUUUUGGGAACGUAUGUGGCGAAGGCGAAUAAUUGAAUUAUGAUAACAACGUUCGUAUGAGCUAGGGAUCUCGUAUACCAGAACGUUUAAUCGAAAUAAAAAUAUAAUUGAAGUAAUUCUUUUUCAAAUUAAACUUUCUGAUGUAUGUGGCCAGUGGCAGUGGUUCAUACGAACAUUGUUAUAUAUUCCUAUGAACCACUUGUUAUAUUCAUCCUUUUUAUCGUUCCUCUAAAUAUGUCCAGAAGUGUAUUAGUUUCAUUUCCUACUUUUUUUUGCCGAUUUCCCAAAAAUUUGACUUUUAGAAUGACAUCACCUAAUUAUACAGGGUGCUAUAUCGACUCAUCCGUAGAACAAAGAUCUAUGUGCAAGACUACUUGUUCUCAGGACCACAGUACAUUUCGUUCGUUCUUCGUCGCUGUGGAUGUCAGAUUGACUAUUGUUCGAUUUUAU